Schistosoma rodhaini is the source of this 309-nucleotide messenger RNA. The record is from the annotation of a GenBank genome assembly. Lineage: Eukaryota; Metazoa; Platyhelminthes; Trematoda; Strigeidida; Schistosomatidae.
AUGCCAAAAGCGAAAGGAAAACAAAAACUGAAGAAAGGAACUAAGAGAAAAUCUGAGAAGGGCAAACGCAAAGGUCGUUCAUCUCGGCAGAAAAAGCCUAAACGUGAAAUUGAUAUUAUGAGCCUAUGUGCCAUGGAAAACUUAUACUACAUUGCUCACAAUGCACCAAGUGCUUUGAUGUAUCGUGGUUUUUGUUGGUCAAAGUUAAAACCAAAAGGAGUUGCAAAAAAUCCAGAUAAAUGCAUUCAAACUUACAAACUUGAAUAUCAUGAAGUACUAAUAUUUUUACAACCAAAAACGUGCAAAUAG